Paramuricea clavata is the source of this 3467-nucleotide messenger RNA. The record is from the annotation of a GenBank genome assembly. NCBI's taxonomy places the organism in Eukaryota, Metazoa, Cnidaria, Anthozoa, Malacalcyonacea, Plexauridae.
AUGAAUCGUGCUAAGUCAGCAAAACUGCUUGUCCAACAUGGCGCCCCAGCUGGUGUUCAUGACAACGUGGGAAACUCUGGAUUAUCUCUUCUUAUCGAGAAACUUCCUGAUGUGGCUAUUGAAGCACUCGAUCAAUUUCACUCUGUCAGUACUAUCAACCGUAAAGAGUACUUCUUCCUUAAUUAUCUAGGUAAGCAUAUAUCAAUUUGUUAUACACCUAGGAUGGACGCUCAAAGUGACAGGGCUUUUUUAACAUACAAGCUGGGGGGCAAUUUCCCCCAGUCCCCCCUUGUGCCCCAGUCCCCCCCCCCAGGAAAAUACUUAAAAAAGGCCCUGCAACGUGAUUGACUGAUAUUUGUUCACGUGGUUUUAGAUAAAUGCAAUGUAUCUCACCAGGAAACAAGUGAAAAAUUGUUGCCCACGACAGCCAACCCCGACCGGCUACGUACAUAAAUAAACAAAAUGGCAGCAUAACUCACAAAUUUAUACUGUAAACGACCAUUCCAAGUUUGUGUAAAAAUAAAGAAUGUAAAAGAGAAGACAAAUACACAACAAGCAAAAGAAUAUGCUGCUAAAACCGUUUACAUACAGUUUCUUAUUGUAUGAAUGUUGUUGAUUUUGCUUUCGUCAUCAUACAGUUAAUUUUGUUUCCCCUCGAAUCUCAAUGUUUGAUGUCUCUACAUUGACACUCUUUAGCCUGAAGGGAACAAAACUAUUUCCCUCGGGAGCAGACAUUAAGUGUGCAAUAUCAUUGGAGUUUUUUUCACUACAGCCUUCAUGGAAACGAGACAAUAAAAAUUAACUUUCCCUUUAAUUGUUUUGAAAAAGUACACGCAAAAACAUCGAUCGUAAAACCUCAUGCAGUCAUUUUUCAACUACCGAAGCGGGAAAUACACGCCUACAUAUACAGUACCUUCAAGAGAUGACUCUACUGACCGCCAUAUUGGCUUCGCCCAAUCACAGGGCCUUUUAUCUGGCUGGAAAUAUAAUAUAAGUGGGAUAUAACAGACAAUUCGAUUGGCUAAUACGCGUGCAUUGUGAUGCAAUAAUGCACUGUGUUCCGUGACACUGUAUUGCUCAUUCUGUGUUUUCCCCCGCUUCAUACCCAGUGUUUCCACUUUCAAGGAAAUUUCCUUUUUCAAGGAAAUUUUGACCGAAAAAAGACGUUUCAAGGAAAAAAAAGGAAUCAAGGAAAUCUAAGGAAUUUUUGAAAAUUCUAAGGAAAUUUAAGGAAUUUUUGAAUCAACUGAAAUGUUUUGAAGAUUCUUUCCGGAACCUUUCAGUAAUUUUAAAUUAUAUUACUUUCCUUCAUUCAUAACCAAUAUGUCUGUGUGCAAAAAUGAAAAAACCUUUUUCGGAGCCUGUAAACGAGUCAGUAGAAUCUAGAAUUUUAAUUCAACUAAGUAGGCUGCACACAAUCUGAAUUUUAGGCGGAAAUCAACUAGCGUCCUGUGUGCAGGCUACCACGUGUUGGUUAUAUGAAUUUAUUUGUCAUGUGAAUUUGUUGACUAUUGAGAACAAUAUGAACGAGUUUUAAAAAACUCUAGUAUUUUACAUUUUAAAGCUUUCAAAAUUGUUGUGUAAAGGCUUUGUUUUUAAGAGUUGAACGAAAGAAAUAUACCAUUCUGUUUGUCUUACUUUAUAUAAGUAUUCAUGAAUUCUAGUUGCCGAAAUAUACUUCAGUUAAUCAAGGAAAUUUCCAGGAAAUUACAUCCCAUUUCAAGGAAAUUCAAGGAAAUUUUAAAGCAAAAUCAAGGAAAUUUGAAUGAUGCCUUGUGGAAACACUGGUUUUGCUUGUGUUUACAAGCUCAUUAGUAAUUCACUCGCUCGGCUGCAAGAGAUGGCGAAGGGACGUCUCAGACUCGAUCUCGACUCUACCUUAUAUAUAAUAUACCUUAUAUGUCUUAUAUUGUACACCAGAUAAGUGUUGAACAAUUGUAAUGAUUUUACUUUUAAUAAAAUUAGUUAUACUGCUUCAUUAUAACUGAAGUUUACGCUUGGGAAAUGCUGCUUAGUAAUAUACAUUAUCUGAUUAAUACCGUAUAGUUACUUGAUCUGUAUACACUAUGGCAUCAGAAUACAAACGACAAGAGGAUCAAAGUUUAAUAUGAUUCGUGCUUGGCCAUUAUUGUUGUCAAUCGUAUUCAUAAAAUGAGUUGUCUUUUCUAGGUUUUUCAGCAGGUUUACUCGAUACAUCGUGUUCGAUUUAUAAGUCAAACGGUUCAGUGCUCGAAGCGUGCGCGCUUAGGUCUCACUCUCUCCGUCAUAUAAUAGUAACAAUAAUAAACUUUAUUUAAUUUAAUUUAAUUUAAUGAAGGUAUUACCAAACCAGUUUGGCACAUAUCUAAUAUUUAAUAUAAUGGGCUUCAACACUGGGCCGUCUGUAAUUUCACAGGACACUAGUUUGAGCAAAUGUUCAUUCAUAUAGGGGGAAAGUUUGAUAUGACUGAGUUAUUUACAUAGGCCUAUUAUGGUAAAUCUACGUUAAGGUUUAUAGCUAGAAAUAUUUAAAGGUAAAAAAGUCUUCAGUUCUUUUAGUUUUACAAAACUUCUUGUCUCUAUAUAAAACAACGUCCCGCAUUUAGGUUGGGCAGUAAAAAGUGUAGUGGAUGAGUAGAACACUUCAUUUUAUUCAUAUAUCCUUUACAUAUGGAAACGCUAAUAUUAAAUAAUGUAUCUAGUUCACUAAAGUUCACUAUUCACGAAGGUAUGUGGCAAGCUUUACAUUUUCAACUUGGAGGCAUUUAAUUCUCGGUUUAAUAUUAAUAUAAUUUAUAGACCCUCUGCUCGGGGGAUUCGGCGAAAUAUUACACUCUGUGAUGAUAUUUCCCUCGCGGCAAAGUCCUUCGGAAAAUAUCAUCACUUCGGGUAAUAUUUCGCAUAAUCCACCUCGCUCCAGGUCUAUAAAUGAAUAAUGUUUCGGUUUUCAAACACCCUUUGCAAAUUAAUAAAAUAUCGUGGACAGUGAACUUCGUGCAGUACAACUUGAUGUGAAAUCAAAAUCACGACUACAAUCGCACUCCAGCUUUGUGGUCUUUUAACACGAAUUUUCCUUUGCGUUUAUAGCAACCGCAGCUAAAGAAUUUCUCAUGCACAGUGCUGCCCACGGAAAAUGCAUCUCAAUCGGAAAUGAGAUGAUCACCGCACAUACAUGCAACCCGAUGACAGAUAAUCAAAAGUGGCGGUGGACGCAAUACAACCAACUUCAAAGUAUUUUCAAUCAAACAUGUCUCGGCGCUCCUGAAUCACCGGCUAACUUUAACCGAGUCAAAUUGUCCGCGUGUGAUCCCAAUAACAAAUUUCAAGUGUGGGUUUGCGUUGAUGACUUCGUCAGGUUGAAUGGCACAAUACUAAACUUGAAUUACGGCAACGUCAAUGACAUUGUUGUGUUGUACGAGGGGACCGGCCGCUGGAGUGAAUGGAAGGUUUUUGGAGAAGACUUGCUUGUGUGUGACAAACGGCCGUGA